AUGGGUUCCAUAUCUGAUUCUAAACUAGCCCUCGCUCGUCACAGCAAAAUGAUCAAGAAUUGCAUGUUUCGUCUAUUCCGUUGGACACCGGAUUUUCAAAUUGGUAAGGACAGUUGUAUUGCUCCGGUUUGGGUUCGCUUUCCAAAGCUUCCGAUUCAAUAUUUCAAUAUUUCAUCAUUGGAAAGGAUUGGGGCGUGUCUCGGUACUGUACUGAGUGCUGAUGAUCGCACUCUUGGUUUCACACAUCAAAUGUACGCGAGGGUCUGCAUAGAGAUCGAUGUGUCUCAACCAUUCCCACAAGAAAUAUGGAUCGACAUUUCAAAGGAUCAAGGUUGGUGGCAGAAGGUAGAGUAUGAAGGCAAUAUAGCGUAUUGCUCUUAUUGUGGAUUACUGGGGCAUACGGCAGGCUGUUGUCGCAAGAAUGUUCGUGUAACUAAACCUCAAAGUGUGCCAAAACCUAAAACAAAAACAGAGUAUGUUCCGAAGAAGGUGGUGAUACCGUUAGGAGAAAAUAAGGAGCUUUUGGCUUCGGAAAAGGUAGUUGGGACAUCUGGUGAGGCUUCGGACAAGAAUAAUGCUGAAAAGAUUUCGAACAAGUUUAACUCUCCUGUGCAGAUUUUAAAACGCUCAGAUAUUGACCCUUCGAGAUUGGCUGAUAUGAAGGAACUUCUAAAGGGCACGGGUCUGCUUAGUGAUGAGGAGACGGAUACCCCAAAAUCUAUGUCGAGUUCACACGGCAACCGUUUUGCUCUUCUUUCUGUGGAGAACUUCGGUAAUGAGGAACAACAAGUGGCAACACAUGUUACACAAACUCAUGUUGAUGCACAACGGAUUUUUUCUAACGGUGAAAAAUUGUCUAGCCCAUCUCGUCUAGACUUGGAACAUCAAUCGGCAGGCACUGAGGAAAAUCAAAUCACGGAAAACCAUUCCAUGGGUACGGUAGUCGAUGUUCAAACGGCUGUACGUGUUGAGGAGAUUAAUGUUGUGCUUCCUAAUUUGUCGACGGGUUCUCUAGCAGCUAAACGACUGGAUGUGGGUUAUCAAUCAGAUACGGGGGAGAUUAAGAAUAAGGGUACACUGUGUGUUUUAUCUGAUAAUGAGAAUGAUAAGGUGGAAAAUGCGCACGCUAUGCAAGUUGUCGAAAAACGAAAACCAGGUAGACCUCGAAAGGUCCAGAUUACUGAUCUCUCCUCUACAUUACCUUAA
Erythranthe guttata (spotted monkey flower) is the source of this 1206-nucleotide messenger RNA. Lineage: Eukaryota; Viridiplantae; Streptophyta; Magnoliopsida; Lamiales; Phrymaceae. The record is from RefSeq and is a predicted model, not a curated record.